This is a messenger RNA of Musa acuminata subsp. malaccensis (wild Malaysian banana), 1047 nucleotides long. RefSeq lists its product as uncharacterized. The record is from RefSeq and is a predicted model, not a curated record. Lineage: Eukaryota; Viridiplantae; Streptophyta; Magnoliopsida; Zingiberales; Musaceae.
GUAAUGACCGGAUCAGCCGUCCGACGCGACACGCGUCGAGCAUCCGAACCAUCUGGGAUCGAUCUCCCACCAAGUACUACGACCCCUUUCUUCUUGCAGACAAAGCUGCAGACGCCCCCACCUCGCUGCCAAAACCCUCUCCUUUCCGCUCUCGCCUCUGCCUCUUGGGCUCCAAAUCUCCGCCAGGGACCUUGGGGAAUGAUUUGAGGAAGCUUGGAGUGGGGUUGCAAUGUUCCUUGGAGCUCAAGCAGCUCGGUCGAGCUUCACGGAGCAGCAAAGAAAAGGAGAGAUUUUUUAGGUUUUUGAUCGUCAAGAUCCACGAGCGUGAUCUUAUCUCGCCUUUCCGAGCUUUGUUCGUGUGGAGAAUCUGCCAAAAAUCCCAUCUUUCGGGGGUUUUCGUUCCAAAGAUCUGAUCUUUUUUGUGUUCUUGCCCUGCUCAGCCGUCAAAGAUCGGGUUUCUUUGGGGUUGAUGUCGCUCCCGUUCCAGCAGCAGCAGCAGCUGCCGCCGCCGCCGGUGUACGCGUAUCGAUCCCACGGCGGGUCCGUCGGGCCGGUGAUCGCCGUGCUGGCGGCGAUCGCCGUGCUGGGAGUGAUCGCAGGCAUCCUGGGCCGGCUCUGCUCCGGCCGGACCAUAAUGGGGUACGGGCACUACGACUUGGAAGGGUGGGUCGAGCGGAAGUGCGCCUCCUGCAUCGACGGGAGACUGGAGGCGCCGCCCCAGCCGCGGCGGCCGAGCGCCAACGCGACCGGGGGAAGCCUGCCGUCCCCCUCCGCAGCGGCGCCGCAGGCCAAGCAGUCGGAACGGCGGCCGGACGCCCCAGCGGGGGCGGCGGCGGAGUCGUGAACUGAGACGGCGGCCUUCGAUGCAGCUGCUCUCUGCAUCAAAAAGCUUCCUUUUUCUUCUCCUCCUUUCAAUCUUUUCUUAAUGGUCGUAACAGCUGUUUCGCUGUAUUAUGUUAAUGGAAGCCAUGAGUUCUUCCAUGGAUGUUUACUUGGGAUGGAUCAAUGGAAAUUGUGAGCACAUUGUUCUUUUUCCGCCAAACUCCU